Melitaea cinxia (Glanville fritillary) is the source of this 1028-nucleotide messenger RNA. Its product is annotated as probable ribosome production factor 1. Gene Ontology annotation, cellular component: nucleolus; preribosome, large subunit precursor. Gene Ontology annotation, molecular function: rRNA primary transcript binding. Lineage: Eukaryota; Metazoa; Arthropoda; Insecta; Lepidoptera; Nymphalidae. The record is from RefSeq and is a predicted model, not a curated record. Gene Ontology annotation, biological process: maturation of LSU-rRNA; maturation of 5.8S rRNA. The transcript has 6 exons. Bases 161 to 1003 code for a protein of 280 amino acids.
AAUGCUGUCAUUAGAAAAUGUUAAAUGUUGAUCAGUCCUGUCGUGCAAAAUAUAUAAUACAUGAGAUUUUGCUAAUAAAUAAUUGAGUUAUCAAAUUAGUUAUAAAUCAGUUGCUACAAAUAAUAUUAUUUUUUUAACCUUAAAGAAACUAUAAACAAAAAUGGCUCGCGGAAAAGAUAAGAAAAAACGUAAGUUAGAAAAGAAGCAAGAAGGUGACGAUGUACCGAAAAAAGUUCCUCAUACCUUGGAAUCUCUUCGAGAGAAAGAUGAAACGAUGCUUGCAAAUGCUGAAGCAGAGGAACAAGAAGAGGCACAAAAAGAUAUGGAAUUAGAUGAAAUGUCAUCUUAUUUUGAAAAUUCCUAUGAACCGAAGGUGCUUAUCACAUAUUCGGACAAUCCUCACACAAAAACAAGAAUAUUUGGAAAGGAACUUUCAAGAAUGAUACCAAACUCCAUUUCAAGAUACAGACAAAGGUCAUCAGUAAAAAGGAUAGUUCAGUCUGCGAUUAGGGAACAAGUGACAGAUGUAAUAAUUGUAAAUGAGAAUCAGAAACAGCCCAAUGGUUUCCUCCUCAUACACCUACCGAAGGGACCCACCGCUCACUUCAGACUAUCAAGCUGUAAAAUUACAAAGGAACUCAAAAAGGAUCACAAGGAAAUAACAGCACACAGACCUGAAGUGAUACUAAACAACUUCAGCACGAGACUAGGUCUGACGGUGGGACGUAUGUUGGGCGCGCUUUUUCACUAUGAGCCAGAAUUUCGAGGUCGACGCGCUGUCACCUUUCACAACCAACGAGAUUACAUCUUCUUUAGGCACCAUAGAUACGAAUUUACGCCAGAUGGCAAGCGGGCGAAGCUCCGAGAGUUAGGUCCACGUUUUACUCUGAAACUGAUCUCCCUGCAGCAAGGCACCUUCGACUCCAAGCGCGGCGACUACGAGUGGAUCAUCGCCGGCCGCAGGCACCAGAUGGAGACAUCGAGGAGACGAUUCUUUUUAUAAAAUAAACUUUAUAUGGUCUACCAAA